AUGUCGAUUGAAGUACAAUGCCGAAUCGCCUACCACGACAACGACGACGACGAAGACGACAAUGACGACGCCAAUAGUACAUGGUCAACACCGCUGGACCCGCUGAGACGGAAAAAAUGCUCUAUGAAGGGGCUGGUGGCAGUCACUUUGACGGUCGGCCUCCUGACACUGAUUACGACAGGAGUCACCUAUCCUUCGAGAAACGUGAUAUGUGCGUGCCAAUCUGGAGAAAACGCCAUUUUAACCGACAGAGACCUGUACGAACUCACCAAGUCUGGUAGGAAUUUCUUCUUCCUCGAGACUGCUGGCUCGACCUGCCUAAACAGUCGACAGUCGUGCAGCAUUGAAUCCGCCGCGCGACAGAACCCUGAAUUCACCAUAUUCUUGCUUACCCUUUGGGGUACACGGCGCUGCAGGUACUUAGACCAUCUUAAGAGCCUGCGGAACUUCAGACUGGCCAGGAUAGACGUCAACAGUCUCGUGAACGACACACCGCUCAACGGAUGGUACCACAGUGACGCCUGGAUUGUGAGUCCCUUCCGGACUAACCACUUCAGUGACGCAUUGCGGCUUCUCGUGCUUUGGAAGUACGGUGGUGUCUACGCCGACUUGGACACGCUCGUUCUCAAGAGCGUGGCCAAUCUGCAGAAUAGUGUCUCCAGAGAACGCUUCCCUCUAAUUGGAAACAGCAUGAUGUCCUUCCAGAAGGGGCAUCCUUUCCUCCUUGCAUGUCUUCAGGAAUUUGCAAUCAAUUACAAGCCGAGACGAUGGGCUUACAACGGACCACGGCUGCUGGAACGAGUCCUGAAGACGUGGUGUCCCAAAGAGCCCGUGAUGCAGCAGCCGUACGUCGACUGUGCUGACGUCAGCAUCCUACCCGGCGAAGCUUUCUAUCCAGUGUCCUACACGGAGUGGAAGCUUCCAUUUCAAGCGUCGGAAGCGAGUCAUGUCGCGAUGCUGCUUUCCAACAGUUACGCCAUUCACCUUUGGAAUGCGCUUAGCAAAAUCACAAGAAUCGAAGAGGGGUCGGCCUACGACGUUCUUCAGAAAAAUGCCUGCUCUACAACCUAUGAACUCUCCCUUUCAAAAUAA
Molecule: messenger RNA, 1092 nt
Organism: Ixodes scapularis (black-legged tick)
Lineage: Eukaryota; Metazoa; Arthropoda; Arachnida; Ixodida; Ixodidae
Product: lactosylceramide 4-alpha-galactosyltransferase
Exons: 6
Coding region: 1-1092 (363 amino acids)
Biological process (GO): glycosphingolipid biosynthetic process
Molecular function (GO): hexosyltransferase activity
Source: RefSeq, a predicted model, not a curated record